Messenger RNA from Corvus hawaiiensis (hawaiian crow), 18562 nucleotides. RefSeq names its product ST8 alpha-N-acetyl-neuraminide alpha-2,8-sialyltransferase 1 (gene ST8SIA1). Gene Ontology annotation, molecular function: alpha-N-acetylneuraminate alpha-2,8-sialyltransferase activity. The transcript has 4 exons. The record is from RefSeq and is a predicted model, not a curated record. Lineage: Eukaryota; Metazoa; Chordata; Aves; Passeriformes; Corvidae. Bases 470 to 1456 code for a protein of 328 amino acids. Gene Ontology annotation, biological process: N-glycan processing; oligosaccharide metabolic process.
GGACUUCCCUCCCUCUCUUCUUCUCUGCGCUCCGCUCCGUUCGGUGUCCGCGGUGAGGCGGGAGUGGGCGUGGCGCCGGAGCGGAGCCCCGCAGCAGCUGGGGUCUCCGCUCCCUCCCUCCCCCGGCGGCCUCGGGCCGGGCUGCGAGGCCGGAGCACCUCGCGGCCGGGGCGGGGUCAAAAUUUACCGGGUCGGUCCUCAGCAAGGCAGCGAGCGAGGGACUCGGCAGGAGGCGGAGGGAGGGCGGGGAGCAGCGGAGCAUCAUCUGGCGGGGAACGCGAGGAACCAAAUGACUGUGAGGAAGGGCGGUAGCCGCCACCGCCGCCGACAGAGGAGCGAGCCGCGGCGCAGCGGCAGCAGCAGCCCCGCUACCCGAGGCCUGCUGGGCGGCGAUGGCGGCGGGCGGCGGCGGGGCUGAGCAGUGCUGAGCCGGGCUCGCCGCCCGCGGGCGCCGCAUGGCGCGGGCCUGAUGCCGGAGCGCGGCCCGGCGCCGCGGCGGCGCUGCGGGAACAGGAGGAGGAUGGCGGGGCUGGUGUGGAAGUGGCCGCGCACCCGCCUGCCCGUGGGCGCCAGCGCCUUGGGCGUCUUCGUCCUCUGCUGGCUCUACGUGUUCCCCGUGUACCGGCUGCCCGACGAGAAGGAAAUAGUGCAGGGGGUGCUGCUGCAGCAGGGCAAGGCGUGGAAGAGGAACCAGACUGCGGUCGCCCUGUUCAGGAAGCUGCUGGAAGAAUGCUGUGACCCUGGGCAGCUCUUUGCUAUGACGAAGAUUAAUUCUCCCAUGGGAAAGAACCUCUGGUUUGAUGGGGAAUUUUUAUAUUCUGUCACAAUUGACAAUGCAACUUACUCUCUCUUCCCACAGGCUACUCCCUUCCAGCUGCCACUGAAGAAAUGCUCCGUGGUGGGAAACGGUGGGAUCCUGAAAAAGAGUGGCUGCGGCAAACAAAUAGAUCAAGCAGAUUUUGUCAUGCGGUUCCAGAAUCUGCUGUGGUCCCGAAAAGCCUUUGUGGACAGUGUGAAGGUCUAUAACCACAGCUACAUCUACAUGCCAGCCUUCUCCAUGAAAACAGGGACAGGACCCUCCCUCCGCGUCUACUACACCCUGGAGGAUUUUGGUGCCAAGCAGGCAGUCCUUUUUGCCAACCCCAACUUCCUGCGGGACAUCAGCAAGUUCUGGAAAAGCAAAGGUAUUCACGCCAAACGCCUUUCCACAGGGCUUUUCCUGGUCAGUGCUGCCCUUGGGCUGUGUGAGGAAGUAACAAUUUACGGCUUCUGGCCGUUCUCAGUGGACCUGCAUGGGAAGUUUAUCAGCCAUCAUUACUAUGACAAUGUCCUGCCUGACUCUGGAUUCCAUGCCAUGCCAGAGGAAUUUCUACAACUUUGGUUUCUUCAUAAAAGUGGUGUACUGAGAAUGCAGCUAGAACCAUGUGAGGACCCUCUAAUCCAGCCUUCAGCCUGAGGAUCAUAGGAGUUGAUUUGGGAGAUCCAAUAGUUUUUAAUUUCCAUGCUCUCCAACAGAGAGUUCUGUUUUAUGUUGGUUGUUUUUAAAGGGAUCUGCAUGGACCAUAAAGAUGCUACUUGAACGCCAAAUGGAAUAUGUCCUUAUUGUUUAGUGCUUAAUGGAAUUGGGAGGGAAUUAAAUGUAUCUCUCAAUCAAGUCCAUUCAGCAGCAGUGGGAAAACACGUCAGAAGCAGCACAGCUGAACUUUCCGGGGACGUUUUUAAGUGACAAGUGUAAAAGGGCAUUAAGGCUCAGAGAAUCACCGGGCCACUCACAAGCUUUUGCUGACAGUGCCAAAUAUGACUACCUGUUCCAAAUUCCAUUUCAUUCCAGAUCAGCACCCUGUAGAACUUCACUUUUCCCUUGCUUUUUUCCUCUGUUUGGGUGUGUGUGUGUGUGUAGGACAGCAUGUGUGUGUCAUUGACUCUUUGUUUCUUUUUGUUCUAUUCGUUUUUUGUUUGUUGGUUUGUUUUAUCCACACCCCCUCCCCCUCCCUGCCCCCAGCAGUGGAAGGAAAAGGAAGGGCUUAAAAGCCCAAGGGCUGAGUACCAUCAGCCCCUCUGAAGACUCUUGGGAGAGUGAAGGUGCUAAGAAUCUGGUUAGAAUGUCAUAGGAAUGCCUUGCUACUGGGGAUGGAUAGACCUAUGUGUUGUAGGUUUUAUUGGGAUAGUUCAGGUCAUUGCACUUACAGCUAUACCGGUGCUGUAGUGUGGGCAAGAGCUGGUUAAGGCAAACUGGUCUGAAAAGAAAACAUGUUACAAAACCACUAGUGAAGUGCAGCCUGAUUUCAGUGCCCGCUGCAAGAUUUCCACAGUGACUUUCAAAGCAGGGAUGGUUCCUGACCUGUUUUGCUGUCCAGCCUUAGGGAUUAAUUCUGCAUUCAUUUGGACUCCAGAUGUUCAUGGAUUGUUGAGGGUAUUUGAGGGGUUCAGUGGCAUGCAGAAUGAGGUUCUUCAUGUGCUUAUAGCAGGAAAGUUGCAGAAAUGAAUGUGUCAUUUAAAAUUAGUCAAAGCUUCAAAAAUCGUUUCUCUGCAUAUGACUUACUUUUCUGCUUGGAUUGUAAUGUUAGCCUUAAAGACUUGCACUUCUCACGUGAGAUUGUCUCUGCUUAAAGAGAGUCUGGGAAGUAAAACAGCCUUUGGGAGCACUGAAAAGCUGCACAGCCAGCAAGAAAAAGGAAAAAUUAGAAGGGCAUGCCUUAUGUAAGGCAUCUCUGCUUGCAGUGGUGAAUUCCAUCAGUGUGCACAUGCCUGAAGGACUGUUUUAUUUUGGGUUAUUACUUGGGCAGCAGAUGGUCCUCUCACCAUGGAAAUGAGAAAUCUUUUUGUUUGCUUGCUUUGGUUUAGCACUGGAGGACAAGAGGAGAAUCCCAGCUCAGUCUGUGGUGCAAUUUCAGCUGCAAGGUAUUACCACCAUUAACUUGAAAAAUCCAGAUCAGUGUUCUCUUUCUUAUUAUCUUAUUACUGAAAAUCUAGUCAAGGUGUUGGAACAACAAAACUGUCAUCAGCUUUCCACAACAACUUCCUGUGCUAUUCUAGCUCUAAAGUUCUAGUAUUUUCGGGGAUGUGUCUUCUCAUGUGUUGAUAAGGUCUCUCCUUGUAGACUACCAGCUGCAAGUUCUAUAGAUACAAUUAAUUUUUUUAAGAAGCAAAAUCCAUGGCUCUUUUUUAAAUAUGAAUAAUUCAACUGUCUGUGUAGGACACUGGGGAAAAAAUAGUCAUGUUUUUCUUUUUAAACUUAUGUUUCAUAAUAAAAAUUUUCCUUUGGAAUAUGGGUAUUCCAAGCAUAAAGUGGACACUGUUUCAUAGGAUCACAGGGCAAUGCUAAAGGGUAAUGUGGAGAUUUUGGAGUGCUCUAGUUAUUGUUCUGAUAAAAUCUGAAUGUACCUCAUAGCCCGUGUUAUCUUUGUUCAUGUUUUUGUUAAAAGUACAGUCAGCACACUGAUGGAACAUCACUUGAUAAUUCAUUCCAUUUCAUUAGUGCGUUACCUAUGAUGUGGGGACUCAGUGGCAAAAGAUUUGAAAGUAAAAUAUUUUCCUUGAUGCUUGUUAUGGCAGAAUUUGACUGAGCUGCCUUUCUUGGAGACGAAGAGGUGCCGGUAUGGUUUUUAUUGGGUGCAUCAGGUUUGCGCUGUUUAGUGCUUUAUAGAUUGCAUUAUCUGUGAAAACAACAGUUGGAAUAUGAUGUGCUAAAAUGGCACUUCAGCAGGAUGCCAGCAUUGCCUUGAGGGCAAGAGGGAACAAGGAGAGAAGGGGGGAACUGCCUGUUUGCUGGUCAUCUUUUGGUAUUUUUACCAGUACUUAGGAUUAACUUCUGAACCUCUCUUACAGCUCUCCAACCCCUUGGAAAUUAUUUGUUCCAUGUGUGGGGAAAAUAAUUGGAUUAGAAGAACAAGGGGAAAACAAAUAUUUUUGUAGGAAAACUCUGUCCAGUGUUUCGUAUCAGUGCCCUGGAUAUCUGGAGGUGUUGUAUUCCCCACCUCUCUCUGUAAGACUGAACCUGAGGCCUUCGUGAGUCCCUUCUGGUGUCUGCAGUCCUGAUGUUUGCUAGGAGAUGGCUUCCAAGGAAUUAUGGGGGCAGGAGAGACCCAGGCUGUGUGUGAUGUGUGGCUGAUAUUGGAGAAAUUUAUAGUUCUGGCUCUGUUCACAUUUACAUAUAGUGAGUAUAACUGCAUUGUACAAAGGCAACCACAUUUGAUGAGGAAGUAAUGGCUUCAAGGGUAAAUAAUUUUUUAUAGCUUCCAGAAGACUGGCAGUUGAGAAAAGGAGAGAAACAAAAAUAAAUGCUGCUUUUGAAAUGCAAAAUCUGUUUUGGCUGACUUGUCAGUCCAUGGAAACACUGGCCAGCAAUCGGCCUUUUGCCCAGAGGUAAAAAGGGAUGCAGGAGAGCACUGCAAGUCUUUUGUGGCAAGAGCAGUCAAAAAGACAAAACCAAGCAGCUGGGCGAUGCAGUCGCGCUUUGGUGUCGCUGGCGAGAACGCUGCGUCUUCCCCGAACGUCCCACAUUAGGAUCCAGCUCUCCCAGAGUCGCCAAUCCCUGUCAGGGGCACACAGGCAAGACCACGAGGGCAUUCGCGCAAGCACUCUCAACCACCGGUGCGGUGGAGGCACACACACACUAGCAGUCUCAGAACUGCCGAUCGGAAAUAAUGGAGCAGGAGGGGUCUCUCGCAUAGAAUUCCGACAAUUUAUUCCAGGGAGGGUCCAGAAGUGAAAGACCUUGAAGGCAGAGGGUUCCACUAUAAUAUAAGGGGAGGUACAAGGGGUGGACAAAGCAACAAAGUCCAAUCCAGUAAGGGCCAGGGUGCGGGGAGGGUGCAGACUGACGAUAAAGGGACCAAUGAGGAAGGAGGGGGGAGAGGCAAAGGAUAGAGAACCAAUGGGGUGUCAGGGUACACAGAACCUUCUAGAUAACAUACAUAUUAACAGGGGGAAAUACAUAUUCAAAGAAAAAGGGGAGGGCCAAUGGGCCAACUAAAUAUAGUCAUUUGUGGGUACUCACUCUAACCCAGGGGGAAGAUGCUACACCUCGGAGCUGGCCCACCAUUGAACCUCAGCUGAUCUCGGGCCUUGCGGCUCCCCAGCUGGUCUGGUGGCAGCCACAACCACCGCAACAACUGAGAACAUAAGAGUGGCUGUUACCUGACAAAAAUGUUGGAGUGAAAACACUCCAUCCAUGUGGAGUGUGGUGCUUCCCUUCUGGAUGUCUUGGAGGAGGGCAAUUCAUGUGUAGGAUCACUGAUAUGAAAUACAGCAUUGCAUGGAAGGGCCUGAGAAUGUAUCCACCUUCAGGAGGGAGGUCAUUGCUUGUGUUGCUAUAUUUUCAGUGAAGUCUUUUGAAAUCUUAAUAUUUGUUAGUGAAAUUCUCUCCUGUAGCACCUCUUAUUUCCACUGCCAGUCCCUGAAUUUCCCUGAUAGUAUAGCUAAAACUGCACAAAUCUGCCAGGUUGAAAGCUGCUGCAGUUCAUCUUCAAUAAAAACUGGUUCAGGCUGGCUAAAUGAUUUGUUAAUACUCAUAGUUAUUAAUUUUAUCAUAGAGCUGACAAGGGACAGAAGUGCUGGAAUAUUGCCCUGCCUGCAUAGGAAUCAUUGUCCUGUGUUUGUAAGUAGAAUAAAUUAAAUACCUUUACAAGAAAGGUAUGCACUGAAAUCACUCUUGAUACAAUCCUUUUGAGGAAAUCAAGACCAAUUUUUGAACUUGUGAUAGAACUAUGUAAACCUUUCCCUCCUUGUUGAUUGGAAAGCCUCUGGAGCUCUUUCUAAAUCAGACAAGCAAAACACAAACCAGCAAAGCAAAAUCCUAGAGAAGGGAGUGGGAGAUGUGCUCGUGAGAAUAAAAAUACCUCUAAUUUUGUCACAGACCUUGUUAUAGUGCUAAGAACUCUUGCUCAUGAAUGUUGUAUUUUUAUCUUUUUGCUGGAAUGAAGAUAACUGGUUUGGUGUGAGGCAGCUACUAAAGUCAAAGGUCUAAGCCUCUGUUACAACUGAAGUUUUACAGAAUAUAGAAAUAUUGGCUGUUUUUUCAACUUGACUAACUUUCAUCUUUUUGUUAUUUUUCUCAAAAUCAUGUUGCUAUCUAGGCAGCUGAGUUAGCACGUCUGAAACUAAGAGCUGAAACUAAGCAAAGCACCUGCUUUUUGAAACUCAGUGUCCUGAAAUGUGGUAGUUACGGAAAACCAUUCCUGGAAACAGCUUCAUGAAUACUAACUUAAUAUCGGGCUCAUCCUUGCCUGUGAUUAAGGAGUAAGGGACCUUUUGAUCUAGAAGUGAGGAUAAUGAAGGAGAUUAUAGCAAUCUCACCCUUUGCUGCCUCUCUGACUCUUCUUCAGCUUAAUAGAUCAGUAAGUAUUGGAAGAAGUCCAGGUGAUAGGAAGGACAAGCUGUUUUUUCCUGCCAUUCCUCUCAAAACACGGAUAUAAAACAGACUAACCAGCUGCUAUCUUGAAUCAUGGCCUCCUUUAGGAAAUCAUAUGGUGAGGUUUCCAUUAGCCGAUACUUCCAAGUAAGCAAAAUUCAUCAGGCUUUGUCCAGAAAUGCCUACUCCCCAUCUCCAUGGCUGUUUGAGAGGUGUUCUGGGUACUGUACCUGUCCUGGUGUGCAGUGACCUCCUCUUAACGUGGACUUGUAUUUGUGCCCCAAACCAUCAUCCUAAAGGAUCUCUCUUCCCUGUCCUUCCAGAUGACCUCUCCCCUUGGGGAUAGAAGUGUGAUUUUUAAAAAUCCAGCCAUAAGGUAGCUAAUAUAUUUUGUUAUUUGAACCAGCUUUUCUUUUAAAGUGUUGACAUACCCACCAAGAGUUCAAAAUAGCUCAAAAUAAAAAAUACUACUUCAACCAGGUGUUGGUAAUUCCCUCACUGGAGAAGAGAAAGAGGAUGGAAGAAGGAUGUGUUUUUCAAGGCAAUUGUAAAAUAAUAUCUGUUUCCUUGAAUUCCCAUAUUUUAUCUCUUGGAAUCUAUCAUAUGUUUGACUUUUUUGUAGUUUCUGAACAGAAAAACUAAUAAAAUACUCAGAAUUCUUUUUGUUAAAUAUUAACAAACACAUUUCCCUAAGUGGAAUGCAAAGAGCCAACAGGAGGCUUAAUGUAUUCUCCCUGGCUGACAUUUUUUUGGCAGCAGUGAGAACUUAAACAUCUACUUAUCCCUUUCUAAUUAUUCAUUUUCAUCAGUUUUUAUUGCAGCAGGUUGAGCUCUGGUGUAUUCUGCCUCUUCAGCUUAAUGCAUGUGCUUUAGAAUGAAUCUCACUCUGCUUUCCAGCUGUUGUGGGGGGCGGGGCGGUGGGGGGGUGGUGGAAAUAUGUUGCUAAUUGAAAAUGCUUGGGUAGGUUCUGUACAACCAGAAGAGAGGCACUGCCAGAUUCAGGCUUCUUCUGGCCAUUCUGAGUUCUCUGCAGGACUGUGAAGACACUCCAACUGUGGCUGUGAGGCCCAGCUGUGCGGGACAGAGCAGGAGCUGGAGCUUUUUCCCUGGUGGAAACGGCUGAUUGUUCCUUGUGGCCACUGCUGUGGCUUUGCCCAGUGCCUACCGAUGCCACCCUGACUGGGCUCAGGACCAGGGGAUGCAGCUUCAUGACCAGCUCAUGAUCCCAAAUAAUUACCCAUGGCAUGGUAAGCCCUGUCCUGCUUCACAGUCAGAAGUGCUGGGCUUACUGGAAAUUAUGGCCGCUCAUCCCUUAGGACACCAGCCUGCUUCUAGCAGCACUUGAAAUGCCUGGCAAGUCUCAGAAAGGCCUAUUAAAGCUGCAUCUUAAAUUACUGUCUGGGUACUCCCUCUGCUGUGGAGGGGAUCAGCUUUCUGCUGAGCUGAAUAUUUAUCCUGUCCGGGACCUUCUAAGGCAAGGGAACCUUUAGCACUCCGACCCUGUGGAAUUUACUAUUACUUGAUGUCUUCACCUUCCAAGUUAAACCCUUUUUUUUCCCCUUUUAUCCUGGAUUUAACUCCUGUGAGUGACUCCAGAGUGAGUUUAAGAAAGCAGCACCACUAGUUCUCGGGAUUUAUGAGUACGAUGGUGUUCAGUAAAUCACUAAAGUACCUUUUGGACAGUUCCUGCUGAUUUCUAAUUGUAUAUUCAAUUAAUUGUUUCUCUCAGAUGGGACCCAUAGCAGAGAUGAGUUGCAUCUUUUUCUGUUUAUUGGAAGGAAACAAUUACAGAAGCUUAAUACAUUUCAAGCUAAAUUCUUACCAACAGCUUAAGGAAUCUUCCUUCUGCAGAAGCUUUGUUAUUGUGUGAUUAUCUCGGUAGUAAAUGAAAAUUUUUCACUGAAAAUAAAUGCAUGGAGGAAAAGCAAUUUUGAUUAAAACUGCGUAAUCUGGAGUACUGAGACCCCAAUUCAAGCAUCUACUCAGGUGUCUCCAACAGAUAUUUUGGUGUUCUGCAAAAGUGCCAUAAUUACAACUUUUUUUUCUUCUGUGCAUGGGUUUUUAUAGGAAAUGCUUGGCUUUUUGUUUUUUUUUAAAUAAGCCCUCCAUAUCCUGAAAAUAAACACUCCUUCUUCAGGAAUGCAAGUUUUCUUUUUGGGUACCCAUCAUAUGCAGAGUAAAACUGCCAGAAGAUGUCCAGUUUUCAGGAAAAUGCUUGUUUGGAGUAGUCUGGCAGGACUCCUUUGAGCAUGUGAGUUGACGCUGCCUCUUGAGCUGUAGAGUUUGGGCAGAUGAUACAGAGUGUGCUGCACUAAUAGGAAAAAAAAGAUAUUUUAGCCAUAGCUCUGCCUGCUGAGUGAUACUUCUUCGUUCUGUGAGGGCCCUUCAAGGACUCUGAUCCUACAGAUCGAUCAUGUGUUGACUGGUUUUAAAGGCCUGGACUUUGUACUGAAAACUGCAAGGAGCAUGGAAAUGCCUGGAAAUUAUGUCCUUUAGUGUAUUAUCAUUUGGUCACGCUGCAUGGUUUGGCCUGUUACAAAACAUAUGCAUAAAAAUAAUUCUAUCUGAGUAUCCAAAAGCCAUCUUCUCUGAGACUUGCAUACAGGAGGAGGUCACUGGAAGGUGACUGCCUGAUGCUGCAGAGUGCAAGGACUUAAAACACUGCUGUGGUCUUAUUUCUAUCAGUAAUGAAAUCCCCACUGAGGCAAUAUUGGAUUAGGUCAGCUCUCAGUGCUCUUGAAACUCCCACUCCAUAAGCAUUUCCAAGAAUUGUUCCAUGCAAAGGCAGAAACAGAAGAUUUUUUUUUCUUGUUUAUGCAUGUCACCUUGCAUUGAAAAUGGAACAAAGAGUCAAACAGAGCUCUUACUCUUUUCAGAAGUCUCUGGAGACUCCCUUAAAAAUAGAUAGCACACAGUUAUAUAAAUAUAAACAAAAUAGUCUGAAGUUUAUCGCUCAGAUGCUGGUUAAUAUCUUGAAGAAUUACUUUCAAAUCAUUUAGAGGAAAAAAAUUCAAAAAUUUUACAUGUGAAAAAUAUCCCCUAUUUUUUUUCUCCUAAAAUGCACUAAUAACUAAAGAAACCAUGUUAAGAGAUCUGUGAAUUUCCCCAGGUUUCCAAAUUAUUCUGCACUUCUAGCUUUGCAUUCAAGUCCAUACUUCUGCAAGAUUUUCAAUUCUAGAUUAUCCCAUGUGGUGUCCACAGACUAAAAAAAAAAAGUUAUACUCGAAAUGUAGUCAAAAAAAGAAAAAAAACAAGCGCAGGAUGGAGGUUCAGCUCUUCUGAACUCUGUGACCAUUUAUGUGCUGCCAUUUAGUAGUGGUGGCCAAAGAAGUAGACAAAUAUUAGAAAGGAGAUAAAAGCACAAAAUGACACAGUAUCUCUGGUAAAGGUAACGGGAUGGAAGCAUAGGUUUAAAUGCUUGGAACCCGAAGUUAUUAAUAGAUGUUCAAUCUUUAUUCUUUUGCUUCUCUUUCCCUCAAUUCUUUUUGAACUGGGGUGAAACUUGCUGUGUUCACAAGUUGAUUAAAAUUUUCUCUGCACUACAUUGAACUUUCCUCUUGCUCUAAACAUAAAAAGUUAACAGAGAGACAAAAACCACUUAAGGUUUAUCAGUAUUUGUAUGCAGCAUUUUACAUCUUCCUAGUAGUAAUUACUCUAUUAACUCAUAAUUAGAUGAAGGCUCUCCUAUUUCCACUACUACUAAUCCCAGAGUUUUGAAGUCGUUCUUUCUGUGGUGAUUACUCUGUUAGGUGAAUGGAGAUUACUUUCAGCUCAGAUGUUGUGAGAAUUAAUUAACUCAUGCUUGGAAAGUAAAGUGAAAAAAAACCCAGAAAUUUUAUUAAGGUUAUCUGUUUUGAACAGUGAAAACAAGCAAAUGAACUACCCUUUUUAUCUGAGUGAAUUUAUGCUUUUGUGAUAAAAUCCUCCCCCAUUCUUAGGAACUACAAUAGGAGCAUUACCUUCAGGGUGCACCUGGAUUGCAGGACAGGGAAAAGCUGUGCAUUUUUUAUGAGAAAAUAAGGUUUUCUCCUCUCUGCCACACCCCUCAAUUUAUAAACCAAUUUGUCUGCUCUCUUUCACUGUUCUGACUCAAUCAAAUCAAUAGAAUUGCCUGGAUUUUAACCAGUUGAUUGUUCUCAAACCUGAGGGAAUUCAUCCUAUGAAAAUUUUAAAUUAUUUUAAAGCACUGUCAGGUUAUGAUACUUAGUCAAAGGUUCCUAUUCUGUAAUCUACUGAUUCUUUUUUCCCCACAAGUAUAGACCUUGAGCAGUUUAUGCUGUUGGUUGCUUUUGUAAGGCAAAUACCUCACUGCAUUUCAAACUUCUGCCACACUAAGGUGUCAGAUUGGAAUCAAAUAAUGAUCUAUGUCAUGUCCUUGUUUCAUGGAAGUGAUCCCUGAGCUGCUCGAUCUGUCAAGUGUGCUGUAUGAGCCAAGUAAAAAUGAAAAAAGGAUUUUUCUACACUGGGAAGCUUCACCAUUCACUGGCUGUAACUGAGAAUUAGAUAUCCUGAAGUAAUUUAUUGUUCUUGAUGGAUCUGAUGUCUGCAAGUGUUUCCACUCAUUGUCAAAUAAUUCUGUUAGACUUUACUGAUGGAAUGGGAUGAUCUUUUCCCCGUGCUUAUCAACUGCAAUUCUUCUUUUCUGAUAGUGUUUGCAGGGAAGAAAUCCUUCUUUCUUCUCUUUUUUUAAAUGACAAUUUUUAUCUAAGGCAUAAUUCUAAUCUCACAUGCUGGUUUUCUUAAAAAAGUUGGUCUUAUGCUUUUUUUUCUGUGUUGUGCACAAUAUUAUCUUUUCAUAACUGUACUUAUGUUUUCAGCAAUGAAAUCUCUACAAAUUAUCAUUCUCUUUAAAAACAGAAAGAUUUUCUGGCUUUCAUAAACCCCAGUCUGGCUGUAAAGUGUCUUUGGGUUUUAUCCUAAAUUGAACACAGUGACAUUUUGAAUCUUUGGAAUAUCUUAGUGCACUCAUAGUCAAUCAGGUGUCAAUAAAAUAGAAAUUAAUUAUCUGAAAUAGCUUUCAACUUCAGUUAGAAACAAGAAGUUUUCUCCUUAAUAAGGGCCUGUAGCUGCCGUGGUGCUAUUGAUGCCUUAAAAAACCUAGAAAUAAAACAAUACACUUUCAAGAUAAUAUUAGUGUAGGAGGUAAUACAAAGGCUGGUCUUUCUUGGAGGCCUCUAGGGGCAGACAUGGAAAAUGUCCACAAAAUGCCCACCCCCCCCCCCCCACCCCCCCCCCAGGGUGAAUACAGUUUUAUAAGUUUGGCACGUUAGCAUAAUUGACAAAAAUCACCAAUUAGAGACAUAAGGGGUGAGACGAUUUCCCCCGGUUCAACUCUUUCUGAAUCCUGCCUCCCCCCCACCUUCAGACAGAAACUAAACUUUGUUUAUAAAAAUAUGUCUCGAAGAGCUAGUCUCAACCUUGGGUCCUAGGGAGAACCAAGAUAGGAUAGGGGCCUUGGAAUUUAUUUUGUCUUUUGGGGAAACUAGCUAGAAUACAAUAAUAGGCUGCAGAGCUACAAAUAUAUGUGUAAAGAAUAGAGAGAAUAUAUAUAAAAGGAAAAAGGCAAAAAUAAAUUUGGCGUCAUUUCCCCCCCUUUUUAGAGACUAACAAGACUCUACUUUGUCUAGUCUCUACUCCAUAUUUAACCACACCACUUUAUCAUACAGCCAACUAUUAUUUAAAUAAUAACUACAGAUACUAGUGGUAUGAACAGUUCAUUUUAUCCAGGCCCAGUUUGAUAACCAUGAGGUGAUGGUGUCAAACAUAUAUUCAAAAUUCAGUGGGCCUUUUGAAAGCUACCUGAUGUAGAAUUUGAGUUUGCUUUCAAAUUUCAACCAAAUCCUUAAUAAUUCUUUCACUCUGAUCUACAUAAGAACAACGACUAGUGGUAAUGAUUUUGCAGCUAGUAGGAAAUUGAGAGUCAUUCUGUUUUGUAAAACUAUACCAGACAAAUCAUUGACUUCUUCUUGUAAGGCUGAAAUUGGAUCUGAAAUUUGCUUUUCAAUAUGUUCAAUAAUCCUUACUGUGAUCAAAUACUAUGUUUGGAAUUACUGUCCCAUGGGCACAGGCCCUAUCUUUAUCUAGAGGCAAAACAUACCAGACUUCAUUUUCACAUAUUCAGUACCACCCUGACAAGUUGUUCUCAUUAAGAGCUUUUGGAUACAUUUUGAACUGAAACCACAUGCAAAUUUUGGAACCAAAUCUGAACCAUGGUUACCAACUGUGCAUAUAACAGGCACAAAAGAACAAUUUAAAUCACAUCAUCCUGAUUUGUAUCAGUCUCUGUUUUCCAGUUUUUUCAGGAGCAGAGGUCUCUUAACUUUGGAGCAGUGAAUUCAGGGUUCCCUGCCAGCAACUCUGGCUUCAGUGAGGGUAGUCAGGACUUCGAAUGGUCCUCUCCACUUAGUUUGCAAGGGUAACUGUCCCACCAUUUAACAUAGAGCCAGUCUCCAGGCUGGAAUGGAUGGACAGAUGUGUCCAGUACUAUCAGUCUGGGCAAUGCGAUGAAUCUCUGAAGCUUCUGCAAAGUGGAAGUUAAAGCUAACCCUAAUCCUAACCUCAAAUAAUAAAAACAUUCAGCAUAAAUACAAGUAUUUUUUAUUUUCAUUUUAUUCCUCAUGGAAGUUACAAGGACUUCUAAACUUUUCUGUUUCUUACACAUACCAGACACCUGGCUUUAACCUGUGUUAAUGCUGUUUCACACUCUGGCUAUUUCGAACGCUCCAGAGAAAAGCAGACAAACAAAGACACCAGGGUGCCUCACUGUGAUGUUUUUCUAGAGUGGUACAUUGCUCUGAUAAUGAACUGUGAAAUGUAGCAUGUGGAUGAUGAUGAAUGUAAAAACAUGCAUGUGUUUUUAUUUGAAUGUCAUGUCCCUGAGAUGGAUUAUUAGUAUGAGCUCUGUAGUGUAAAAAUACUGAAAAGAGAAGGGAAGAGAAAUGGAAAGAAGAUAUUUCUAGCAGGUUUUGCAGUGAACCACAUCCCCUUUUGACUAUUUUUCCUUCUCAGAUUCGGACAUGGUAAUGUGGCCCUUACCAUUAUGAUGGUAAUAAACAAACUGCUCUGUUCCUAAAGUUAAAUCUGCUUCUUUCCAGCACUCUAACGGACAAUCUGUUUGCAUUUCCAGCACAUCCGAUUAAUUCCCAGGUGUGGGCUUGUGGGGCUACACUGACUGGGAGAUCAGUCAGGCUCACUGGUCAUGCCACGCCACGUGUUUCCUGCCCACAUCCUGCAUGUCUGUCCCUGUGCCAGGAGAUAAGUGACUGUGGUUUGGUACAUUCUAGCUUAUGGCUAGAAGCUGAAGUGCAAACUAAAACUUUGUGAAUUCCCUUCUAUUUCUUGUAGGCACAGCCACAACUUGGGGAAGUUUUGUGCUUGACAGAACAGAAAUGGGUUGGGCAAAGGUUUUUCAAAACUGUUAAUUUUGCAUUUACCUCACUGAGGUAUUUACAAGAAGUCAGUGAUUUCACAAGGCACCAACAUUUGUUGUUGGAGUUGUAGCCAUCCUGAAUAUCUGCCCAGCCAGGGCACCAGGGCAUAAUCACUGGGGUUAUCCCAACUCCCUGGUGUUUUACUUUGAGAACAAAAUAUGUUAUCUGAAGGCAAUCAGCCCAGGAAGCACUGCUUGAAAGCUUCUGUUUGCUUUGCCCGGUAGUUGCAAGGUCCCAGCUGUCACCUUCCCUGACCUACCAUCUGUACAUCUCAGACCUCCUGCUUUGUAGCUGACCCUGGCUGUGAGAAGGGGCAAGGCCUCCUGGUGCAGUACUCAAGGAAGUGCCGCUUGGAUCAGUGGUGCUACCAGAACUUAAACAGGUGUUGGAAAGGAGCUCAGUGUUUGGAUAAAACAAGGUGAUUUGGGAUCAGUCUGUGGUUUACAGGAAUGCUGGUAUGCAAAGCCCUGGCAGGACAGACACAAGGUUUCUCCUGGCUCUUUAGGGACUGGGCACAGUUGCCAUUUUUGCUCACUCACACAAUAUUCCCAAAGGAGCCGUGUGAUGUGGGAUAUCAGUGUUAGCUGGUAAAUUCUAGUACUUUCAUUUGCGUUCCUUCUUCUCUUGCCCAGUUUAUUGAAAAAAUGUGAUGGUAAUGUGGUAGUUCAAUGUCUUGAGGUGAUUUUAAAGUAGAUAAGCAAACAAUUAUGCCUCUGAGAUUGCAUAAUACCAUGGAUUUGUUUUACCUCCAGUGCCCAGCGUGUAAUACUUAUUGUCUCAUUUCUGAUAUGUGUAAGCUUUACAGGCUGGAUAUCACGUCCAAAUGACAGGAGCACUUAGGUGAACAUCUCAAAUCAUUGGUUUUUUGGCAUGAUCAGGAGCAAAGGUACUUGUGUGGAGUGUGUUAAACAUCCCAAACCGUGAUAUUGUUCCAAGUCUUGUGAUUAGGGCUUCGAUCUAAUUCACUCUCCAAUGUAGCAAAUGUUUGCUGUCAGCCAACACAAGGACUAAGGGAAUCUCUUUCUUUGCCCUGCAAUAAUGUAUUUUCUAUGAUUAUGUCUGUAGAAUUUGUUCAUUUUUCAAGUACUGUGCAGUGCUUCUUUGAAGAAUGUCCCUUUUUCAGAUGGUUUCAUGGUGACUGUACCCCAAAAUGUCUAAAUGUCUCUCAAUAGCAAAAAUUGCUUUGUUAUUGAAUGUAUUAUUUAUUAACAGUAUCUUGUCUUUUUCUAGUUGCAUUUUACAAAAUGUGCCACAACCACCUCAUGUGAUUUUUAUAAGGAAAGUCUUAUUUAUAAUGUUUGUGCAAGUGGAUGGAAACAAAUAAUGAUUUUAUAGUAGCCCAUGCCUUUUUUCAUAGCUGCUGAGUCUUAAUGAGCAUGAUCAGAAAGGACAGGCUCAUUGUUUAAUUUAAUUUUGAUGGAGUUUUUCAAAGUUAACUAUUACAUUAUUCAUUAUUUGAAAUUAAUUAUCUUAACAAAUAAAUAUCACCAUUUUAAGAAAUGAAAAGAGUAUUUGUGAGGCUUCUUUUUCUUCUCUGUUCCUCGCUCUCUAAUCCAGUAUGUCCAAACAAUCAAGGUAAUUCCCUGUUCCUCUUUACAUUUUAAACCUCCCCACCCCAGCCCCCUUUAAAAACAAUGGAGGAUAAAGGGUCAGAUGAUCCUGGCCACUGCAGGGACAGUUGGAGUAGGGUUCCUCGGUCUGGUAAGUACCAAAAAGCAAAGAUCUCUCUUUUCAUUUUAUUGGAAGGUUUAUCCAUAGCAAAGGUGGUUUCUGCUGCGGUAAGAUGGGAAGACAGAUGUUCCCUUUCCUUUAUCCAUGAUGGUUCUUUUUCAAAAAACUGUGUUUCAAGAUGAGCGGGAGAUCAUUUAACUUCCAGUUUACUCAGGUGUGGGCAGAUAUAAAUUGCUGAAGCCAAUCAAGGAUAAUAUCCCAGUGAUUAUGUUUAUGCUAGAAAUUCUCAAUUAUGCCUUAACUUUCCUUGUUUCUCUCACAUAUUUAUUUCCUUUCUCUAAAUGCAUGUUUCUACACAGUGAUUAAAUGAGAGUUCCUCAUUCUUCUUGGUUAAUAGUUCUUAGGGUUUUUAUAAUAUACCAUCUCCAUCAAGGUCACUCUCUAGAUUUCUUCCUGUUUCAAGGAGGGUUAGAUGUCAGUGGGGGCUCAGAAAAUGCGAACUCCCUGCCUCUGACAAUUUCUGCCAGGGGAGCUCUCCAUGGGUGGAAACUUCUGUGCAGGUUCUCUCUGUGGGUGCUUCCUUGUGAAGGCAAAAUUGCCUUGAAAGGUGUCCAAGUCCUUGAAGGUACAUUUGCACUUUGAGCUGGUGAAGUGCUACUUGAAAGGGAUGUCUUGCAGUUUUUCCUUCUGGAAAGGAAUCCUACCUUAGUUACACUGAUCCCCCAGGUAUUUUUGUUUAGUCCCGUGCCUCUUCUUCCUAACCCUUUAACCUUGACACUGAUAUUCAUUCCUUGUAUGAAAAUGUUCUGUGAAAAGGCAAAAUGUUGUCAGUAUCAGGGCCUUAGAACUCCUUCUGUCUGGCUUUGACAGGAGAUGCUUGAAUGUCAUUGGGGGGGUCAUGGCUGGGACAAGAGAAGCACAUCCAAUGCAGAAAAUUCUCUUGGUAUCUCACUUUAAGGGCUCUUUCACCCAGAUUUCCAGCCCAUUAUCAGGUACCCAGCUUGGACAGCCUGGUGUGGCUGUUAUUUUUUGGCUUCUAAGUAUCUAUUUCCUUGAUGUGCUUUUCCAGUUCAUCCCUUCAUGGCAUUUUAGCAGAAGUGUUGCACAUCUUCUAUUGUUUGAUCUGGGUGUCUGGUAGAAAAUACACUCCUAAAUGCAAAGGUCAGCUGGCAGAGAGAGCUGCAGUGGUGUUGAUGACAAUGAGUUAAUGGAGAUAUUCCCAUCUGGUGCAAUUUUGCCUAGCUCUGUUGAGAGGUUUUGUGGAGUUGAUGCAUCAGGCACACCGGGAUCUAUCAUCUGGCUGGGACAUUCUGCUUGAGCCUGUUCAAAAACUAGAUUUCAGCCUCCAUCAGGUAGCAGAUGAUGUGCAGCACAUGCUGUCUUCCUAAUGACCACGGAAAUUGUAUGUAACAUGAGUGACAACUUCAAGAAGAAGAUUUUCAGAAGACCUGGGACUUGGGACAAAAACCUUCAUUUUUGAUUUCUGCUGCGGAUUUUUUCCUUACCCCCUCAAACUGAUCAACCACUUUAUGUCAAGUUGCUGCUGUUUGUCGACGAGGACCAAAUCUUUGCAGUCCCUCAGAUAUUAAGGAAAAAUAUUCUUAAUGUACUUCAAAAAUUUUGGCAGAGAGAAUUGGAAUCUUGAAAGAAACAAGCGGCCCUGCCCAGAAGUUCCUCCAGUUGGACACUAGUCCCAGGUCACAUUUUGUGUUGCCAUAUCUGCUUAGAGAAUAUUUUAAGUGUGCCACAACCAUGGGAUACUUCAUUAUGUCCAUCUUGAUUAAACUGCUACUUCAUAAAAUAUCCUCCUGUAUUGUCCACUCAGGUUGGUAAUUAAACUUCCCAUCACGUAGUGUGGCUUUUCCUCGAUCUAUCCAUACAAAGGCCUUGAGUCUUCUCUCCUCCAGACAGGACGCCCUGUUUACUUACUGCUUUUGAUGAAAGCCAUCCAGCAGCUGUGAUUAUUAUCCCUGUUGUUCUUUGCUCUUCCCUGCAGUCUUUUCUGGUCCUACUUCUUUCUUUUUGACAUAAAAGGCUUAGAAUUCCAUCGAAUCUCAAGUGCAAGGUCUCUUGUCACUGUUUUCAGUGGUUGUCAAAUCAGGCCAUACUCAUCUCCAGCUUUUAGCCUCUUCCCUGAAAACCUCAAGAUCUGCAAGUCUGGUGGGCUAAGCAACUGAAAUUAAAAUUUAAAACGACGACAUUUUUGCAUUUUCGUUAAUCUAAUUGUUCUGUUUAAUUUCUGUAUACAUAUAUAUCCUGCGGUUUGGUGAGAAGGCUUCAGAUAUCUAAAGUAGACUUCUGACUAAAGAGAGAUUUAUACACAACCCCUUUGGAUAUCUGGGUAUUUUCAAGAAAGAAUGUUAGGACUCAAGGACUUAACUACUUUCCAUGAAAAGGUCUGCAUGGGCCCCUUUUGUAAAGGCCAUCUGGCCUUUUGUGAAGAACCAAUUUAAUUAUCUUGAAAGAUACUGGGAAGUGGAAUAAUUUGCUCUGGUCCACUCUGCUACAGACUCCUUUUAUUUUGUGGGCAUUUAACAGGGGUAAGAUUGUAAUGUGCUUUAGACCCUGUCCUUUUCUCAAAAAUUUUGAUCCAGUUCUCAAAAAGAUCACUGUCGUAUUUUCAAUAUUUUGAUGUCAGUUCAUCUACUUUGUAUUUUUCCUUUAUUAUGUACCCAUAACUGAGCAAAACCCAAGGUUUUCUUAACCAGUACCAGCAAUGCAUAGAUCUUACAAAACAGUUUAAAAAAAUCAAGUACUUGUAAUACACUGCCAAAGAAAAGGCAAUAUCACUAUAAAAGAAGAUCCUAGAUAAUUUUCAUGCAGGAUUUAUGCAUCAAUUUCUUGGAGCUUUGUAUUCACUAUUUAGAAUUACAAGUGGUGAUACUUGCAGCUCUACUUGUUGAAAUUAAUCUGUACCCAUGUUAUUAUGCAAAAAUAUUUCAUAAGACAUAGAGUACUUUCCCAAAAAGGGAAUGUUUUUAUACUGUGUUAUGCAGGCUUACUACCAAAAAACGUUAUAGAUGAUGAGGAAAAGCUUUUCAGAAUCCCUGUUUUAGAAAUUAUCUGCCAUGAUAUUAAAAAUAAAAUACAACUGUGUAUGCUGAAUUAC